ACUGCUUUACUCUCUGUGAGGAAAGCAGGAGACUGUGAGGGAGAAAGAGGCCGACGAGGAGGCCAAGGUUGGGCUAGGACUGAAGGAGGACUGACCCGGCAGGUGAAGGGCGGACUUGGUAGCAGCCGCAGCUUUUAGUUGCCAUUGCUGCUGGGAGGUGGCAUCUUCCUCAGUGAGGUGGUUGGUUGACUAGGUCUCGGCGGCCAUGGCGGUGAACUUUGGGGACCACACCAGUGGCUUUCGUCACAACGAUGUAAUCAGUUUCAUCAACAGCGAGGUCCUCAUGAACGGAGGCGACCAUGAUUUCUAUAGGGCCUUCUGCUCGGGACCCUGGAGUGAGGUAGAGGAUCGGCUGCAAGUUGUCUUAGCUAACCCACAGGUGCCGCACGCCAUCAAGAGGGCCUGUGCCUGGAACGCGCUGGCCUUGAGCGUGCGUGUUGGCAUGAGGCAGCAGGAGCGGCAGGAGCGUCAGAUCCGGUGGUUGCAGGAGCAGGUGGAGGAGCAAGAGAAGACUUACUGGGCCCUGGCCUUCAAGCUGCAGCGCCUCCGUGAGGAGCGGGAGGAGAUGGUGUCACAGUUGCGCUUCACAUGGGCCUCACUGCAGCAGGUGCUGAAGGAAUGUGAUGUGCUUCGUGGGCGGCUGCUCCAGGUCCCCCCAUUGGCCCAAGAGAUGGGGCCUGGGCCUCGAGCCAAGCAAUUUGGGGCAGUAGCAUGGCCCAUGAGCACGGAGCAGCAGGUGGCCAUGGGGGUGCCUGGCAGGCCUUAUUUUGAGGCAGCUGCUGAUAGGCUGAGGCAGAUGCCUGCCCCAGAAGCUGCUGUUUAUGUGCCGGGACCACCGAGUUCCUGGUCCCAGGCCAUGAAACCCCCUAUGCCAAUGCCGAUGCUGUAUCCAUUUCCAUACCAUGCACCAUUCCCCAUGGGAUCACAAUCCUUGCCACCUGUACCACCAGCAGAAGCAGAAGCUGCAGCAGUCCCAUUUCAGAUGCCUUCUCCGGGAGUCUGUCUACCUGGCCCAUUGGUUGCAGUGGGCUUUCAAGAGAAGAUAGCCCCCCUGGGCAACAAGAAGAGCUACAGCCAGGGAGGUCCUGAGAUCCUGCAGGGUACAGUCCCCUUAGCGGGUAUCAGAAGUCUUAACCAGGAAGAAGGUCAGGAGAGGUCACAGGAGAUGGUCCCUCUGGGGACCAGUGGGAGCCACAGCCAGGAAGAAGUUCCCAGAAGACCCCAGGGGACUGUUCCCCUGGGGGACAGCAGAAACCAGAAUCAGGAGAGAGAUCUAGAGAGAUUCCAGAGGAUUCUCCCCCUGGAGUACAAUAGAAGUCACAAGCAAGAAGAUCCAGAGAGACCCCAGGGGACUGACCACCUGGGAGUCAGCAGAAGCCAGAGCCAGGAAGGAGGUCCAGAGAGGCCUCAGGCUACUGCCCAGGGGCACAGCUGGAGCCAUGAUGGGAGAGAAAACCCAGAGAAACAACAGCCUCAGGAGCAGAAGACCGAGAAACCAAAAGGGAAAGAAGCCUCAGAAUCAUACCACAAGGAGAAGUCUGCUUCAGGUUGCAGUUCAGUGAAUUGGAAGUGCCCAUGGUGUAAAGUGAUGAAUUUUUCGUGGUGCGAGUCCUGCUAUAAAUACUGGAAAGUCUGGAGGGCAGUUGGGAGUGGAGGCCCAGACUCAGGACAAACUCACCAAUUUCAGGAAGGUGCUGAAUUCUACAUGGUUGAUACUGAUUGAUUGACAUCCCAGAGAAGCUGAGUUUUACAGGUGAGAGUUUGUCUUUAUGUCUCUGAGCCCUACAGAAUUUGCUUCUUCUGAAGAAUCUGAACCUAUCCCAUUGGAUCUUCCAAGAGCCUAAGACAUAAUCCUCAUUUCUUUUUGACCCAUACCACGGUGAGGCCCCACACUGACUGGAUCUGAGAAGAGAGAAAAGUCAGGAAAGAAGAGAUGCUUUGGCACUUGGGAGAAAAGGAGGGCAAAAGAAUUUUGUUAGGAUUUAAUUUCUCUGUUGGGACAAGGAAUUCAGAGUCGAAGGAUGAAGUGUUAAGUUGUAGAGAUGAUAGCAAAUUUGUUGAAUUUCAUUUAAUUCAUUAAACAAAUAGUUAUUUUCUGAUAUGUUUUAGAAACUAGAGUUAUAUGUUAAUAUCUUGUGCAUACCCUGUAACCUGAUUUGGUGAGUUUGGUUAGAUAACAGGAGAGAGCCAACUUUGGGAUACAAAUUAUAUCCGGAGUGAUUUCUUUGUCUCUUAUGUCAUGUGGCCUUUGCAUAAAUGCAGUUGAAAUAGCAUGCAGAUUAUUUCUGUAGUUUUGGGGGCAAGAUCAAAGAGAUUUUUGUGGAUGGACUUGAUUUGCCAACAGCUCAUCUCGUUGGUCCCAGAUGACACAAAUGAGUAGUGGCAAAGAGCAGGAAAGUGGCCUCACAAGAGUGCAGGCAAGACUUUUCUGAUACUCCUGAUUUCCUCCCUCGAGAGGGACAACUAGUUUCCUGGUUGCCUGAAAGACCAGCCACCAUCCCAAGUCCCUUUCCAGCCAGUGGCUGAAGAACAAAAUUAUUCCAAAGACAGACAUCGUGCUGUGGAUGGUGCUUCUCUUGGGAGGACUAAUUGGAUUAAAAGUAGAACUGGACUGGGACAAGAGCUCCUGAGAACGCCCUUGGGUCCUUCUCUUCCACUUUGUGUGUUCUCUGCAGGCUCUGCUCCCCUGAGGCAGCUGCUGCAAGCCAGGGGAGCCAGGGUGGAGCCCAGGGGCUGGAAAGUCAGAUCAGCCUCCAGUCUGAACAAGAGGUGUCCUGGAGUUCCCCCUGGAGAUU
Messenger RNA from Odocoileus virginianus texanus, 2795 nucleotides. Lineage: Eukaryota; Metazoa; Chordata; Mammalia; Artiodactyla; Cervidae. The record is from RefSeq and is a predicted model, not a curated record.